Molecule: messenger RNA, 1650 nt
Organism: Daucus carota subsp. sativus
Lineage: Eukaryota; Viridiplantae; Streptophyta; Magnoliopsida; Apiales; Apiaceae
Exons: 2
Coding region: 1-1650 (549 amino acids)
Source: RefSeq, a predicted model, not a curated record
AUGAAGAUAGAUUCCUUAGUUAACUUGGGAGUUCAACCACCACCUAAUGUUUGUGAGUUUUGUGUGGGUGCACAUUCUUCUAAUCAGUGUGCUAUAUCUAGUGAAUCUGAUCAGUUUGUGAGCAACUUCCAAAGGUCUCAGCAGCCAGCUCCUGCCACUUAUCAUCCCAAUAAUCAGAAUCAUCCGAACUUCAGCUGGAGCAACAAUCAAAAUUUUAUGCAACAACCGCAGAAACAGUUUCAGCAGCAAGGAGCUAGACCCUUCAACCCUUCUGGUUUUCAACAGUUUGCACCGAAGCAGCAAUUCCAUCCACCUGGAUUCCAGCAACAAAAUCAUGGGGUGGCUGGACAGUCUUCCAACGAAAGAAUUGAGUGGGAAGAGAUGAAAUUAAUGACUAAAACCCAAGCGGUGUCAAUCAAGACUUUGGAGAACCAGAUUGGGCAGAUUGCUAACGCAUUGAUUAACAGACCACAAGGAACUCUUCCUAGUGAUACCGAGGCCAAUCCGGGUAGGAAAAAGGUGAAGGAACAGGUACAUGCUGUCACCUUGAGGUCCGGAAAGGUUACGAAGGAGAAAGAGUCAGCAACAGAGCAUAACAAGGAUGAGAGUGAUCAACAGGUUGAACCACCCGUGCUCUCAUCUAAGUCUGAUAGUGGAAAAACUGUUGUUGUCGCUGACAAGAAAGAAGUCAACAAGGAGGCAAGCAAGGAAUCAACUGAGAAGUCUAGUCCUAAAGCUGAUAUUAGGGUCAAGCAAGACCUAACAGUUGCUCUAACGGAAGAGUGUAGUGUUGUGUUGCAGCAGAAAUUGCCCCCGAAGCUGAAGGAUCCGGGAAGUUUCACAAUACCGUGUACCAUUGGCAAGUUAUCUUUUGACAAGUGCUUGUGUGACUUGGGAGCUAGCAUCAAUCUGAUGCCGUUCUCUGUCUUCAAGAAACUUGGUCUGUCGGAGCCGAAACCUACAAACAUGUCCUUACAACUGGCUGAUCGGUCCAUCACGUACCCGCGAGGUAUAGUGGAAGACGUCUUGGUUAAGGUGGAUAAGCUCAUCUUCCCUGCUGAUUUUGUCAUCCUAGACUUCGAGGAGGAUAAGAAGAUUCCCAUUAUCUUGGGAAGGCCGUUCUUAGCUACAGGCCAAACUUUGAUCGAUGUGCAAAAAGGAGAGCUUACAAUGAGAAUUCAAGAUCAGAGUAUCACUUUUAAAGUGUUCAAUGCAAUGAAAUUUCCAACUGACGAAGAAGAAUGCUUUAAGGUGGAGCCACUAGAAGCUGCUGCAAAUUCUGAGAUUGAGCAAAAGCUAAGACCAGGUACCUUAGAGAGAGUCUUUACAGGGGAUUCUGAUUUCGAAGAUGAAGGAGUAGCAGAGCUUAAAAAUUUUCAGGAGCAUCUUAAACCAUCUAUUGAAGAAGCUCUCAAUCUCGAACUCAAACUACCACCAGAUCUCUUAAGUGAUGUGCAGUUUAGAAGGUUGUCACGGCGCAUAGAUGACAUGCAUGACAUUCACCGCCGUUUUGCAAAGGAUUUGACUCAAGCUCUUAGGAGUGCUUUUCGAGCCAUUGGUGUUGAGGUUGAUUGGCCAGUGUUUGGAGAUGGCAUGGUAUAUUCACCACCUGAUCAUCCACCCGAGGAUGAUGAUCCUCCCGACAUUUAG